AUGUCAAACCAGUACUACAGCCCCCACCAGCAGCACCAGCAACGCUUCUACCCCGCCGGCGCCCAGCAGCAACCCUCGACCUCGUCUUCGCACCCGGGCGGCCCGAUGAUGGAGCCCCAGUUCACACCCGCGAUGCGCGACCGCCAGGCCCGCGGCAAGGACCCGUACUCACCCAGCGACUUGGGCAUGGAGUCGCCGCCCCGGGCCCCCGGCAAGGUGGGCAGCCUCGGCGGCGGCGACGACGGCGACACGUUCGAGGACCGUAGACAGAAGCUGUUUGCGAUUGAGAUCCUGGACGACCCCGAGAAGCUGGCCAUGUACGCGUGCAGUCGAGGAGACAGCAUCCCCGGCACCAGACUUCACUUCACGCGUAUCCUGUGCGGUCUGGAUACCAACACGCCGCCGCCACAGCAACAGCAUGAUCCUCGCAAGGCGUCGGCCUCAAGGCGUGAUCCCCGGCGUAGGAGCGCUGGAGGUGAUAGGUCAUGA
Colletotrichum siamense is the source of this 489-nucleotide messenger RNA. RefSeq lists its product as uncharacterized. Bases 1 to 489 code for a protein of 162 amino acids. The record is from RefSeq and is a predicted model, not a curated record. The transcript has 3 exons. NCBI's taxonomy places the organism in Eukaryota, Fungi, Ascomycota, Sordariomycetes, Glomerellales, Glomerellaceae.